Copidosoma floridanum is the source of this 1524-nucleotide messenger RNA. RefSeq lists its product as uncharacterized. Gene Ontology annotation, molecular function: DNA binding; protein binding. NCBI's taxonomy places the organism in Eukaryota, Metazoa, Arthropoda, Insecta, Hymenoptera, Encyrtidae. The record is from RefSeq and is a predicted model, not a curated record.
ACUAUAAUUGUUUCAGACGAAGCUGAAAUGAUGAACAAUUUAUCUUUAAAACGUCAUAAAACAUCCAUGGUUUUAUGGAAGACUACCGAUAACUUUAUGGAAGAAGUUGACGAUAAUACGACCGAUUCUGACGAUCACACAGCGACUAUUGAAUCAAAUACUUCUGAUUCGGCACUUAAUAAACCAUCUUGUAAAAUAGAUGAUUUCGAAGAUAACGCUUCCAUGUACUACCAUCGUGUAAGAAAAAAUAAAGUAUCUCGAGUGGUCAGCCCCAGUACUGUGACUCGUCAAAAAGUAUCUGUAGAUGUUACCAAUCCUUUGUACAAAGAGCCAUUUAACCACGGAUGGAAACGUGAGUUAGUUUAUAGAGCUGGAACAUCGGAAAAUCAGACACGGCGAAUGGCUGAUAUUUACUACUAUACUCCUGAAGGAAAAAAAGUUCGCAGUUACAGAGAAGUCAUCGAGUUUCUUACAGCUAGUGAAUUAACAAUUGACAAUUUUACAUUUUUCAAAGAGCCACUUGGAGUAAAUGACCCUAACAAAGAGAUCAUUCGAGAUGCCAAAAAAACAAAAGAUUAUCUGAAUAGUAAAUUUGUUGUGAGUCAAUUGAAAAAAUCUGGAACUUUUCCUGCAAAAAAGCUGUUUAACAAAAAAGAUACUGAAGUAUGUACGCCAGAAACAGAAUCUAUCACAGUUACUAAAUCUUCAAAACCAGCAGCAACGUUUAAAGUAAAGGUGCCUACUAAAAAAGCUGCGAGUAAAAAACUUGAAGCUGAAGAUGAAUCAUGUCCACCAGUUGCUACUGUGACUACAAUAAAAGAAGUCUCGGCACCACCAGGAAAAUCGAUUGUAACCCGAAAAAUUCAGCAGUUGGAGAAAAGUUUUCUGCUGAAACCAAUGAAAACAGCUAAGAAAAGACAAACUAUACCAGAAUUUGAUCACAGGCAAAACCUCAUGGUUACCGUAUGUGCUGGAUAUCAUGCACUUUCACGUAUAUUUCAGUAUUUAACUGUUAAAGAAUUACUGCGUGCUGCCAGGGUUUGUCGUAUGUGGAGAGAUCUUGCUGCUCAUCCAUUACUAUGGAAAACUGUUAGGAUGAAAAAUAGCCAAGUGACAGAUUGGGAGGGCUCUGCAACCACUCUUAAGAACCGUGGUACGGAGCAUUUAGAUUUAAGAAAGAUGCUUAUCGUAGAUGAGGCAGAUGCAACAUGGAAGAAAUUUGUUACUGCAAUUCCAAAUGUUACUAGUCUUAUGAAGCUGGAAUUAUGCAGAUGUCCUGCUGUUAUUGUUGAAGAGAUCAUGAAAAAAUGUCCACAAUUGCUCGUACUGAGUGCUAUGUCGAUUGAAUGUGAUACUUUUGAUCUUCAAUUCGCUAGAAAUUUAAAUUAUUGCAACGAAUUAAGACUAAAAGCUGUUAGCGGUAUGUCGCUACUUGGAGAUCUUACUCCAUUAUUAAGUUUGUCCAAAAUAACACAUUUGAGGAGACAGAAAAAGUACUCGGGACACUGUCUGUUUUUGAGAUAA